Messenger RNA from Nymphaea colorata (pocket water lily), 3533 nucleotides. RefSeq names its product pentatricopeptide repeat-containing protein At4g33990. The transcript has 4 exons. Gene Ontology annotation, molecular function: zinc ion binding; RNA binding; protein binding. The record is from RefSeq and is a predicted model, not a curated record. NCBI's taxonomy places the organism in Eukaryota, Viridiplantae, Streptophyta, Magnoliopsida, Nymphaeales, Nymphaeaceae. Gene Ontology annotation, biological process: RNA modification. The coding region runs from base 181 to 2613 and encodes 810 amino acids.
UCUAAUAGGAAGUUCCAUUGUUAAUGCAGUUUUGAUGUUCACGGUUCAUCGCUUUUUAAGAACUAUUUGUCCGAUGAAAUCUCCGCCCCGUCUUCUUGACACGAAUGGUCGGCGACGGCGGCAGCGACUAGUUGCAUGGCCAUGGUGCGAACUGAGAAGACCUUGUAGAAGCUCAGUCGCAUGUUCAAGCACGUCGUCUGGUUCAGGCUGCUUCUUCCCCAAUGCCUACAAGCGCAGUCAUGCGCCACUUUCGCGUGCACCGCCUUCACCAACGCCAACAUCGCCAAGAGCGGGAACUUUGGCUCGUUGGCCCAGUUGUGCACCACCGCCCGACUUGUCAAGCAGCUCCACGCCGUCCUCGUCAUCUCAGGUCACUCCAAGGACGUCCUCUGGUCGACCAAGCUGGUUAAUCUCUAUGCCAAUAAUGGAGAGUUGUCGUUUUCGCGCCUCACCUUUCGGAAUAUGCAUAAGAAGAAUGUGUUCUCUUGGAAUUCAAUAAUUUCUGCGUGUGUGAAGAAUGGGUUCUUUCUUGAAGCCAUGGAGAUCUUCUCCGAAAUGCUGCUGGAAGCAGUUCGUCCUGAUAGGUUCACGUUUCCGGUCUUAUUGAAGGCUGCUGCAGCUCUCUUGCUACUCAGGAAGGGCAGAAGCAUUCAUUGUUGGGUUGCGAAGUUGGGUGUUGAUUCGGAUGUUUAUGUGGCUUCUUCUCUGAUCAAUUUGUACGGGAAAUGUGGGGCUGCUUGGGACGCGCACAAAGUGUUUGAUAAAAUGUUUUACAGAGAUGUUGGCUCUUGGAAUUCCAUGAUUUCUGGGUUUUGUCAGAAUGGCCUUGCUUCCGAGGCUGUUGUUGUCUUCGAACAGAUGAUCAUAAGGAACAAGCCUCUGGAUUCUAUUACAGUAGCUAGCAUACUUCCGGCGAUUGCACCUCUUGGAUAUCUUGUCAAGGGCAGAUUAAUCCAUGUUUACGUCAUUAAACACGGGUUAGAUUUUGAUACUUUUGUUUCAAAUGCUUUGAUUGAUAUGUACGCGAAGUCAGGCUGCAUCCUCGAUGCACGACGAGUGUUUGAUGAGCUGCGAACGAAAGAUUUGGUGUCGUGGAACGCAGUAAUUGCUGCUUAUGAGCAGGAGGGCGACCCUGUUUCAGCUAUCCAGUUCUUGUACGAGAUGAAAGCUACAUCUUUUUCCCCCGACAUGCUAACGAUGGUAAGCCUGGCAUCAAUCUGUGCUCAACUAGGCGAUGGUCGAUUUGGUAGGUCGGUGCAUAAUUAUGUUGUCAGAAAAGAAUAUGGUUGCCUGACUUUUGUAAGUAAUGCUAUAGUUGACAUGUACGCAAAGUUGGGGAUGGUGGCUAAUGCGUCUCGUGUUUUUGAUAAUAUGAAUACCAAGGACGUGAUAUCAUGGAACAGCUUGAUCACGGGGAACACCCAAAAUGGACUUUCAAAUGAAGCAAUUGCAUUGUAUCACAAAAUGCAAGAAGAGGGAAUUCAAUUUGAUCAAGGAACAUUGGUCAGCAUUCUUCCAGCUUGCUCACAUUUGGGUGCAGUUAGGGAGGGAACUUGUAUUCAUUGUCAUUCCAUUAAAAUGGGUUUACACUCUGAUCUAUUCGUGACAACCUGCUUAAUUGAUAUGUAUGCAAAAUGCGGUAAGCUAGAAGAAUCUCUGCAUUUGUUUGAGGAAGUCCCCAAAAGAAGUUCAGUUCCAUGGAAUGCCAUCAUAUGUGGCCUUGGUAUUCACGGCCAUGGGGAGAAAAGUCUUGAUCUCUUCGAGGAAAUGCAGAAACAGGAAGUGGAGCCUGAUCAAGUCACUUUUGUUUCUCUUUUGUCUUCUUGCAGCCACGCUGGUUUGGUUGAUCAAGGCAAAAAAUUUUUCAACUUGAUGUAUUGUGAGUAUGGUAUUGUGCCUAACUUGAGGCACUAUGCUUGUAUGGUGGAUCUUCUUGGAAGAUCAGGGAAGUUGGAUCUCGCACAUGAUUUCAUAACGAAGAUGCCGAUAAAACCUGAUGCAAGUGUGUGGGGCGCUUUGCUUGGAGCAUGUAGAAUUCAUGGCAACUUGGAAUUGGGAAAAGUAGCUUCGGCUCAUGUGUUUGAACUUGAUCCAGAGAAUGUUGGUUACUAUGUUCUGAUGUCAAACAUGUAUGCAACAGAAAGGAGGUGGGAAGGUGUAAACAAUUUGAGGUCUCUGGCAAUAGAUAUGGGACUAAGAAAGACACCUGGAUGGAGCUCCAUUGAGGUGAACAACAAUGUUCAUGUUUUCUACACAGGAAACCGAAGUCACCCGCAGAUUGAAGGGAUCUAUGCAGAGAUGGCAUCAUUGUUGGGAAAGAUUAAGAGCAUAGGCUAUACUCCAGAUUUCAGCUGUGUCUUGCAAGAUGUGGAGGAAGAUGAGAAGGAGCAUAUCUUAUCGAGUCACAGUGAGCGGCUGGCCAUUGUUUUUGGGCUUAUUCAGACAAAGGCUCAAACUUCCCUUCAUAUUUUCAAGAACUUGAGGGUGUGUGGAGAUUGCCACAGUGCCACGAAGUUCAUCUCAACAGUAACACAGAGAGAGAUCAUUGUGAGAGACUCAAACCGUUUCCAUUGUUUCAAAGAGGGGACAUGCUCCUGUGGUGAUUAUUGGUAGUUCUGAAGGAAUGCCUUUGUAUUGGAUAUCUUUCUCCAUAUAAGAGUACGUGCUUGUCUUUCUUCAUAACUUGUGGGAUCGUUGUAUGCGUGAACCAUGACAUUAUGAGGCUGAAAAUUUGGACAUUGAAAUGGAACAUACUUUAGCUACCCAUGCUGCGGCAGUGCUACGGCCUUUUUAAAUUUAGCCUUGCAGGUGCAGUCUAUUCUUGUCUGGCAAAGUGAAACCUAUUUCUUGACAAAUGGUGCUAGAAAGAUGGAAGUCUCAUGCAUUUCACAGUGAGCCACCUGAUGGUAAAACUCUCUUCGAGAUUUGAUCACAUGGUGCUUGGUGCAUAUGUAGGCGGUGUAUUCUUGUCUGGCAAAGUGAAAUCUAUUUCUUGACAAAUGGUGCUAGAAAGAUGGAAGUCUCAUGCAUUUCACAGUGAGCCACCUGAUGAUAAACUUGAGAUGCUUGGAAUUGGUUUUGCAAGACAUGAGCACAUGAUCAUUUCCUUGGGUUGUGGCUUAUAUAGUAGAAAUCCAGUUUGUACUUGAGCGAAGGCAGAUUUUGUCCUCAGUUGGGUUUGGAUAUUAUAUUAUUAUUAGUGCGGUCAUAUGUGGAGUAGGAUUGACAUGGCUAUUGCGAUAUAAAGAACUAAGGAGGGAGUACACGCAUUGUCACAUGGGAGGGCAUGUUUGGGCAGCAAUAGAGGCAUCAAUUUACAAGCUAUAUUUUGGAGCGGCGCUAUAGAGAAUUAUCUGGAAUAGUAGUAUAUGUGCUAGAUUUUCAAAUUAGCCAGUCUUUGUUAUUGAUAUAUCAUUGCCACACAUAAUCUUGUUUCUGAAUGUAUGGAUAACUUGUUAUGAAGUUGCUUGUAUAUUCCAAAAGUAAUGUUGUCUCCUUAUGUGGAAGUUGUACUAAAAGUAACGGAAAAAUGA